AUGGAGCCUGGCGCCGGUCCACACCCGCUGCGUCCCCUCGCCUGCCUGGUGCCCCUCUGCCUGGCGGUGCUUUGGGGACCCGGGCGACCUGGGACAGCCGAAGAAGUUGUCCUCCUGGAUUCCAAAGCCUCCCAGGCUGAGCUGGGCUGGACUGCACUGCCAAGUAAUGGGUGGGAGGAGAUCAGCGGGGUGGACGAACACGACCGUCCCAUCCGCACAUACCAAGUGUGCAACGUGCUGGAGCCCAACCAGGACAACUGGCUGCAGACGGGCUGGAUCAGCCGCGGCCGCGGGCAGCGCAUCUUCGUGGAGAUGCAGUUCACACUGCGUGACUGCAGUAGCAUCCCCGGAGCCGCGGGCACCUGCAAGGAGACCUUCAACGUCUACUACCUGGAAACCGAGGCCGACCUGGGCCGGGGGCGACCCCGCCUCGGGGGCAAUCGGCCUCGAAAGAUUGACACCAUAGCCGCGGAUGAGAGCUUCACGCAGGGUGACCUGGGUGAGCGCAAGAUGAAGCUGAACACCGAGGUGCGUGAGAUCGGCCCGCUCAGCCGGCGGGGCUUCCACCUGGCCUUCCAGGACGUGGGCGCGUGCGUGGCUCUGGUCUCCGUGCGCGUCUACUACAAGCAGUGCCGCGCCACGGUGCGGGGCCUGGCGGCCUUCCCCGCCACGGCGGCUGAGAGCGCCUUCUCCACGCUGGUGGAAGUGGCCGGAACGUGCGUGGCGCACUCGGAAGGGGAGUCUGGCAGCCCCCCGCGCAUGCACUGCGGCGCCGACGGCGAGUGGCUGGUGCCCGUGGGCCGCUGCAGCUGCAGCGCAGGAUUCCAGGAACGUGGUGACAUCUGCGAAGCCUGCCCCCCAGGGUUUUACAAGGUGUCCCCACGGAGGCCUCUCUGCUCACCAUGCCCGGAGCACAGCCGCGCCCUGGAAAACGCCUCCACCUUCUGCGUGUGCCACGACAGCUACGCGCGCUCGCCCACCGACCCGCCCUCGGCCUCCUGCACCCUCUCCACCGGGCCCGGGGCGCCCUGGGAGGAGGAUGAGAUCCGCAGGGACCGAGUGGAACCCCAGAGUGUGUCCCUGUCGUGGCGGGAGCCGGUCCCUGCUGGAACCCCUGGGGCUAAUGGCACCGAGUAUGAGAUCCGGUACUACGAGAAGGGUCGGAGUGAACAGACUUACUCCAUGGUGAAGACAGGGGCACCAGCCGUCACCGUCACCAACCUGAAGCCCGCCACCCGCUACGUCUUCCAGAUCCGGACAGCUUCCACAGGGCCCUCCUGGGAGGGCCAGAGCUUCAGCCCCAGCAUUGAAGUGCAGACCCCUGGGGAAGCUGCCUCAGGGUCAAGGGACCAGAGCCCUGCGGUUGUCGUCACUGUGGUAACCAUCUCAGCCCUCCUUGUCCUGGGCUCCGUGAUGAGUGUGCUGGCCAUUUGGAGGAGGCCCUGCAGCUAUGGCAAAGGAGGCGGGGAUGCCCACGAUGAAGAGGAGCUGUACUUCCACUUCAAAGUCCCCACCCGUCGCACGUUCCUGGAUCCCCAGAACUGUGGAGACCCACUGCAGGCUGUGCAUCUCUUCGCCAAGGAGCUGGAUAUGAAAAGCGUCACACUGGAGAGGAGCCUGGGAGCAGGGCACUUUGGAGACCUGUGCUGUGGCUGUCUGCAGCUGCCGGGCCGCCAGGAGCUGCCGGUGGCUGUGCAUACACUGAGGGAUAGCUGCUCUGACUCUCAAAGGCUCAGCUUCCUGGCAGAGGCCCUCACACUGGGCCAGUUUGACCACAGCCACAUCGUGCGGCUGGAAGGCGUGGUCACUCGAGGAAACCCUUUGAUGAUUGUCACAGAGUAUAUGAGCCAUGGCGCCCUGGACGGCUUCCUCAGGCAUCAUGAGGGCCAGCUGGUGGCUGGGCAGCUGAUGGGGUUGCUGCCUGGCCUGGCGUCAGCCAUGAAGUAUCUGUCAGAGAUGGGCUAUGUUCACCGGGGCCUGGCGGCCCGCCGCGUGCUGGUUGGCAGUGGCCUCGUCUGUAAGAUCUCUGGCUUUGGGAGGGGUCCCCGGGACCGAGCAGAGGCUGUCUACACCACCAUGAGUGGCCGGAGUCCAGCCCUCUGGGCCGCCCCUGAAACACUCCAGUUUGGCCACUUCAGCUCUGCCAGUGACGUGUGGAGCUUUGGUGUUGUCAUGUGGGAGGUGAUGGCCUUUGGGGAGCGGCCCUACUGGGACAUGUCUGGCCAAGACGUGAUCAAGGCUGUGGAGGAUGGCUUCCGGCUGCCGCCCCCCAGGAACUGCCCCUCCCCUUUGCACCGACUGAUGCUUGACUGCUGGCAGAAAGACCCAGGUGAGCGGCCUAGAUUCUCCCAGAUCCACAGCAUCCUGAGCAAGAUGGGGCAAGACCCAGAACCCUCGAAAGGUGUCACGACCACCUCUCCCAGGCCUCCCACCCCUCUGGCAGACCGUGCCUUCUCCACCUUCCCUUCCUUUGGCUCUGUGGGCGCCUGGCUAGAGGCUUUGGACCUGUGCCGCUACAAGGACAGCUUUGCUGCAGCUGGCUAUGGGAGCCUGGAGGCUGUGGCUGAGAUGACUGCCCAGGACCUGGUGAGCCUGGGCAUCUCCUCAGCGGAACAUCGAGAGGCCCUUCUGAGCGGGAUCAGCGCCCUGCGUGCUCGAGUGCUGCAACUGCAGGGCCAGGGGGUGCAGGUGUGA
Dipodomys ordii (Ord's kangaroo rat) is the source of this 2694-nucleotide messenger RNA. It is a transcript of the gene Epha10, whose product is annotated as EPH receptor A10. Gene Ontology annotation, molecular function: protein binding; transmembrane-ephrin receptor activity; ATP binding. The transcript has 17 exons. Gene Ontology annotation, cellular component: neuron projection; plasma membrane. The coding region runs from base 1 to 2694 and encodes 897 amino acids. Gene Ontology annotation, biological process: protein phosphorylation; cell surface receptor protein tyrosine kinase signaling pathway; axon guidance. The record is from RefSeq and is a predicted model, not a curated record. NCBI's taxonomy places the organism in Eukaryota, Metazoa, Chordata, Mammalia, Rodentia, Heteromyidae.